UUCACGCCGCUUCUCUUCUGUUUCUAGUUUGAAUCGGUGCGGACUACAGGAGAACUCCCGGGUGAAGUUCCGCCGACGCUGCGGGUCACUGGAGCGGUUUGAACGGUCUGUCUGUCGGACUUGACCGCGUCGCGGGUUAUUUCGAACUCGCGGACGCGGCGACUGACCGGAGUGAUGCAACAUGGCAGCAACGGCUGUCCGCCGGGGCUUCCUGUCGGCGCUACGGACUCGAACCCGGGGCCAGAGCCGUGGACUGCAGUCAGCGAGCCGGGUGUGUGAGCUCAGCGGGGCGGAGGGGCUCGGGGCGCUGGACAGGGGGGCUCCCGGUGGGGGCGGGAGCGGGAGACGCGGCGGGCGGGACGGCGGCGGCAGCGGCGGCAGCGGGGCGCCGCUGCUCGCCUCCGUGUCGGUGUGUUUGGGGCUGUGCGGCUCGACGCUGCUGGACGCUCUCAGAGGAGAGGAGCGCUCGUCGCCCCGCUCCGGGAGACUCGUUGGAGGACAGGAGAUCAGGCUGAUUGACCGCCUGCUGCCCGCCGCUCAGUGCGCAGCGCCCUUCAGACCCGACAGCCCCAGAUAUAAAUACAACUUCAUAGCAGAUGUGGUGGAGAGGUCCACUCCAGCUGUGGUCUACAUUGAAAUCCUGGGCAGACAUCCGUUUUCGGGGAGAGAGGUCCCGCAGUCGAACGGCUCCGGAUUCAUCAUCAGCAGCGACGGUCUGAUCGUCACCAACGCCCACGUCGUGGCCAACAAGAGAGCCGUCCGCGUCAAGCUCAACAACGGGGACACGUACAACGCCACCGUGCAGGACGUCGACCCCGGGGCCGACAUCGCCACCAUCAAAAUCAAUGCCAGGAGCCCUUUACCCACGCUCCAGCUCGGCCAGUCGUCUGACGUCCGGCAGGGGGAGUUCGUGGUCGCCAUGGGAAGCCCCUUCGCUUUACGGAACACCAUCACAUCCGGGAUCGUCAGCUCGGUCCAGAGAGGCAGCAAAGAGCUGGGACUGUCCAACCCCAACAUGGACUACAUCCAGACAGACGCCGCCAUUGAUUUUGGAAACUCCGGAGGUCCCCUCAUAAUCUGGUGAGUCGGUGCGGACGGAGAGGUCAUCGGGAUCAACACCAUGAAGGUCACCGCGGGGAUCUCCUUCGCGAUCCCAUCCGAUCGCCUCAGACGGUUUCUAGAUGAAGCAGCCAAAAAGAAGAGUCCCAGGUUUGGGGAGUCAAAGCGGCGAUACAUCGGCGUCACGAUGCUGACGCUGACUCCCAGCAUCAUCGCUGAGUUGAAGUUGAGGGACCCGACGUUUCCAGACGUGACGCACGGCAUCUUCAUUCACAGAGUGGUCCUGGGUUUCCCAGCCGACAGAGCCGGCAUGCUGCCGGGAGACGUGGUGGUGGAGGUCAACGGGGUCAAGGUGGAGACCUCGGAGCAGUUCUACCAGGCCCUGCAGGGCAGCGGGAACAUCAGCAUGCUGGUGCAGCGAGGACGAGAGAGGAUCCGCCUGCAGAUGACUCCCGAGUACACCGAGUGAACGGCGCCACAACGCCAUCGGACACGAGCAGAAAACUGUGAAGGCCUCAGACUAUCAUCCAGGGUGUGGCGCUGAGGAGCAGGAUGCAAUAAAACUAUUUAA
This is a messenger RNA of Salarias fasciatus (jewelled blenny), 1630 nucleotides long. RefSeq names its product serine protease HTRA2, mitochondrial (gene htra2-15). NCBI's taxonomy places the organism in Eukaryota, Metazoa, Chordata, Actinopteri, Blenniiformes, Blenniidae. Gene Ontology annotation, cellular component: mitochondrion. Gene Ontology annotation, biological process: positive regulation of apoptotic process; proteolysis; programmed cell death. Gene Ontology annotation, molecular function: protein binding; serine-type endopeptidase activity. The record is from RefSeq and is a predicted model, not a curated record. The transcript is spliced from 8 exons.